Cladophialophora psammophila CBS 110553 is the source of this 1578-nucleotide messenger RNA. RefSeq lists its product as uncharacterized. Lineage: Eukaryota; Fungi; Ascomycota; Eurotiomycetes; Chaetothyriales; Herpotrichiellaceae. The record is from RefSeq and is a predicted model, not a curated record. The transcript has 3 exons. Gene Ontology annotation, biological process: regulatory ncRNA-mediated gene silencing. Gene Ontology annotation, cellular component: ARC complex. Bases 1 to 1578 code for a protein of 525 amino acids.
AUGGACAACUCUGAAACGAAGGAACUUCCGUUGAGGCUUCGAGCCAACACGAUCCCGUCAAAUGGGACUCGGGAUCCCACUCAACCCUCUCAAGAGCCUGAUGCCGGCGACGGCGAUGGAAACGGAGGAGAUCAAGAGGUCCAAGAGGAUCGCGAUUACGGCGAGGUCACCCACGUCCCCCCAGUUGAGGUGAAAAAGAAGAAAAAGAGGAGUAAGAGGCCAGCGAGUCAGCGCGGGUUGGGCAAACCUUCUGGCUUCGAAGAUUACUUCGCCGACGCCCCCUUGACACCAGAACAACAUGCUGAAGAGCAAGAAAUUUAUCAUCCCCGUCUUCCCUUUGUGGACAGAGUCGCUACCGCCAUUGCUCGCUUCGAAAGGAGCCGUAAACUCACCCCACAGCGCCGUGAUGCCCUUUACAAGUAUCUCAUGUACGGUGGCUUGACAGUACGGCCAAACAUCGGCCAAGGGGGCCUAGACACCGAGGGCAUGGACAAGACCCAAAUCGCCCUUGCACUCUCACAGGUUUGGAUCAGUGAGGACAAGCGAAACUUGGGCACUGAGACCAGUGUCUAUGAGGUCGACUUCCUCGGCUGCGCAAAGGGCUUCUUGAGCCGACGUGCGAAGGACAUCUUCGGCCUCGACACUGAAGACGAAGUCAAUAUGGUUUGCACCACUUUGGAGAGAUUCAUGGAUUAUCUCCUACAGCAUGACGUCUGCCCCGAGUACAAAGAGGAUGUGCUCGCAGCGCGUGAGCUGUGCCGCAAAGCAGGACCCGAGCUCUGGGAUAUGGCCGAGGCGACACGCCGCCUGCCGGGUGAGUUCAACAUUGCCUGCUCAACUCUGUUCGAUGGCAGCUAUUCGCGCGACUACGACGGAGAAACGUGGUGGGGGAAUUCCGAUGGCGAAGAAGCCGUCUUUGUGGGCUUGAAACCAGACGAAGCACAACAGAUCGUGAAGUUCGGAGUCGCUGGUGCCGCCACUGAGAAAGUCUACACCGCAUUCCUUGCGGGUGUGCAGCAAAAGGCGCCGAAGAUGAUGGACGUCGUCAAGAUAGAGGAGCGUACCGGCUUCGAAAUCACACGCAUCGAGCCUCCCACAAAGGCAUGUAAACAGAUCUACACGAGCCACUCGCAGCACUUUCGCCCCGUCGGCUGCGUCUACGCCAAACCAUGGAAGAAUCCUGACGCUCUACCCGAAGAUCUCACUCCGGCUGAGAAAGAAGCAUUGUCCCCGCCAUCGGUUCAAGCUGCGGAGACGGAGUACGUCUUUUUCAUCGAAUCGAUCCUCCAGUCCUGCCUGCGCGUAGGCACCAAGGUCGAAGCCACCGUCCGAACACUGGGAUGCGGAAUCACCUUUUUCGAUGAGGUGCUGAACGUGUACCCCUCGUUCGACGAGUUUCUGGUCAACGAGAUGAUGGUAGGGUGGAAGUCGCCAAGGCCAGUGAAGGGCGCGCUGGAUUAUGUUUCUGGGGAUGACAGUGACGGUGGUGAGGACGACGGCGGCGGUGAGGAGGGCGGUGAUGGUGAAGUCGGGAAGAAUAUGGCAUCUCCAGCAGACGAAGAGGAGCAGUCGAAGUGA